GCAGAUGAAAGAUUGGUGGUUAUUAAAGAAACCCGACAAAACAAAACACAUUGAAACAGCUUUGGCAACCUCCUUUGCUCUUGUGUACGCUGGCUCUUCAUAGGACUUCUUGUCAUGCAAUGAAGGAUGGAGCCUUCGCCUUUGACCCAGCAGGCUCGUCCGGAUGUUUUCCAACAAAAGGUCGUCUCGCUAUAUGAGGACUUGUUCAAGGAUGAAGAAGACCAUGAGAAAUCGGAAGGAUAUUGGAGGGAAUUCUUUCUCUUGAAACCAGACAAGUCCACAUUACAGAAACUCAUCCACGACUUAAGCCCCGACGAUCUGCUGCAUCUCCAGGACCAGACACGACAAUUGUUUUCGAGGGCAGUUGGAUGCAUAAAAUCAGGAAGUGCUCCAACUGAUGCGCAUGCGCUCGACACCAUCACCGCCUUCCUCGCAUCAGUCCUUCCAAAGAAAUACACGAACCCGAGCUCCGACAUUAUCAACGUCAUUGCUGGGCUAGACCGAGUCGAUGCUGUCUUCACAGAUUUUGUUGCUGCGCUGGAUAUUACAAUCAGGACAGGUCGGAAUUUGGAUAUUCGCCAAAAAGCCAUCCAGGUUGCCUUGUCCGUAGUCUCCGGUGCAUACCAGACGAGUCUCCUUUCGUUCUUCAUACACCGCGAUCUCUUUCCGUCUCUUAUGAAAUUUGUACAAGAUUCCGAUACCACUUCUCGCGCAUUCGAACCCUUCACUCUUCUUGGCCUUUUAGCGAACUACAAUAAAUUCGAAUUUCAAAACCCCUAUAGGUUACGGUUGGACGAUUUCGUCAACGAGGGUACCAUACAGAAGAUAAUAAGAUCUGUGGGACGAACUUGCGCCAUCUCACGUGGGAAAUAUGUCACAAUACAGGAUGAUUUACCGGAAGGCUGGUCAAUUGGCAGUACAUUGACCAUGAUAGGGCUAGGAGCAAUAGCUCCCGCUGGUACCAAAAGUGCUACUCCGGCCAUUGACCCCGACUUAGCCAAAGAGAUGUUUGCGAAGCUACCAGGAAGUGAAGCUGCUGUUUUGCUGGCCACUUAUGACUUCGCACACGCGAACAAGCUAUUUUGUUUCAACUUCGUAUCUCUGCCCGGAGAAAAAGGAGUCGAGGCACCUAUGAGUAGUUUCCUGUCUCUGACCUCAUACCUACUGCAGCACGCACACUCAUCCUUAAGGACGACGCUGUACUCGCAUCUUAACCUACUGAUCCUACGGCUUUUCAUUGAAGAUCAGAUUCUCUGCAAACGCAUAUGUAGCGAAGAGAGCAAGCUCUCCAUUAGGCUAUGCCGCCAAAGACAACCAUACCUACCGCUAGUCAGAGGUGACAGGAUAUUGGCAGCUACAAUAUUGGAUACGAUGAUAGAUGGAAUCAACCAUAAUCUACGGCGGCGACUUGAUGUGGAUCUAUACAUUCUUUGCGUGGGCACUAUCUUACGAAUAAUCUCUCACCUUUCUCGGUCUCGAACACGGCUCCAUUACCACUGGUCAGAGCUGUUCAGAUCUCUUCUGUCCUUGGUCCGCUUUCUUACGACCUAUACGGCGGAUUUAAAACAGAGCAGCCACAUCGAGAUUUUACUUGACGAUCUUGUGAACUUGAUUGCGCUAUCGCUCUCGGCAGGUGAAGCAUUUCUUCCGGGUCCGGCGGCUUACGAUGAUCUUUUCUACAAAUUGGUAGAGACAGGAGAGACAUUGGUGAAGUUCCGGGAUAACUACGACCUGGGAAAAAGGCCGACAAGUUCAAUAGAGACCUUGAUCAGCGUUAGCACGCAUUACAACCAGCUGCUCGCCGAUGGAGCAUCGGGAAGGAGAGGCAAGCAGUUGACCAGCGCACAGGUUGCUGGUGUUAUCAAGCAAGGGUACGAGACCUUGAGCAUCCAAGCGAAAGAAGGGCUGGAUAGCUGGGACAAAUAUCGAGAGGCUGACAAAAAGAACUUCCUCAAGAAGAUGGCUCGAGCUGCUGUCACUGAUGUCAAAACUCUCAUUGAGGAAAAUUGAGGAGCCUUUGAACAGCUUAUAACUGCGAUUCUAACUUCCAAGUUGUGAUAUGGUCGAGAAGACAUGUGAUAGGUCGCGGCUGACGCCAAGAUGUCCAAUUAUGUGCUUGGUUAUGCGGCUAAAGAUGGCCACCGAUUCAGGAGCCGCGGUGCUUCAAGUCUAAAAUGGCU
This is a messenger RNA of Mollisia scopiformis, 2180 nucleotides long. RefSeq names its product DUF1741-domain-containing protein. Lineage: Eukaryota; Fungi; Ascomycota; Leotiomycetes; Helotiales; Mollisiaceae. The record is from RefSeq and is a predicted model, not a curated record. The coding region runs from base 127 to 2010 and encodes 627 amino acids. The transcript has 7 exons. Gene Ontology annotation, cellular component: cytosol. Gene Ontology annotation, biological process: regulation of Golgi organization.